UCAGGUCACCACCAUGUGCACUUUAGAGAAGCGCGAGAACGUCUUCUUCCUAACUCUAACGGGAGACGACGAGCACCUGUUAAACCUGACACUCAUAGCUUCUCUCCGUUCGGUUCUUUCCGAUGUCAAGUCGCAGUCCAGUCGCGGCUCGGUUUUAAUCACCACAGCACAAGGCAAGUUCUUCUCCAACGGUUUCGACCUCAAGUGGGCCCAAGCGGCAGGCUCCGAGUCGACCUCCAGAGACCGACUGAUUCAAAUGCUCGAACUCUUCAGGCUGGUUGUAGCCGACCUGUUAGCCCUCCAAAUGCCAACCAUAGCCGCCGUGACUGGCCAUGCCUCCGCCGCGGGGUUGAUGCUGGCGAUGAGCCAUGAUUACGUCCUCAUGAGGAGCGAUAGAGGUGUGCUGUACAUGAGCGAGCUCGACAUAGGACUGCCCAUACCGGACUACUUCAUGGCAUUGGUGAGGUCAAAGGUGGCUUCGGUGGCGGCUCGCCGUGACUUGCUGUUGAGAGCCAUGAAGGUCAAGGCGGAGGAGGCGGUGGCUAUGGGGAUUGUGCACUCGGCGCAUGGUAGCUUGGAAGGCACGGUGGAAGCUGCGGUGCGCCUGGGGGAGGAAUUGGGCAAGAGGAGGUGGGACGGCGAGGUGUAUGCGGAGAUAAGGAAGGGAAUGUAUCCGGAGCUACGUGGCACGCUGGGGUUGGAGGAGAAAACCAUAUUCUUUCCACUGCUUUGAAAUACUAUCAAAUAACACUGCUAAUCUAAGCCUAAACGAUUAGUCAAAGGGCUUUUAUGUCUUAUUAAA
This is a messenger RNA of Cornus florida, 802 nucleotides long. RefSeq names its product enoyl-CoA delta isomerase 2, peroxisomal-like. The coding region runs from base 14 to 733 and encodes 239 amino acids. The transcript has a single exon. The record is from RefSeq and is a predicted model, not a curated record. Gene Ontology annotation, cellular component: peroxisome. Gene Ontology annotation, molecular function: enoyl-CoA hydratase activity; delta(3)-delta(2)-enoyl-CoA isomerase activity. Lineage: Eukaryota; Viridiplantae; Streptophyta; Magnoliopsida; Cornales; Cornaceae. Gene Ontology annotation, biological process: fatty acid beta-oxidation.